CUCCGGCUCCGUUCUCUCCGCCCACUGGCUCCGCGCACUCCGCUCCUUUCUUGCGUCGCUGCUACGCAUGCGCGCUGGAAGGCGGUUCGAGCUUUCGGGGGACGGGCAGGGGGCGGGUCUUAGGCCGGGGUUUCACGGCGGCUGCGCGGACGGGUUCCCGGCUGGAACAUGGCGACUUGCGCCGAGAUCCUGCGGAGCGAAUUCCCCGAGAUUGACGGACAGGUCUUCGACUACGUGACCGGCGUCUUGCACAGCGGCAGCGCGGACUUCGAGUCUGUGGAUGACCUGGUGGAAGCUGUGGGGGAACUACUGCAAGAGGUGUCCGGGGACAGCAAGGAUGACGCGGGCAUCAGGGCCGUGUGCCAGCGCAUGUACAACACUCUGCGCCUGGCCGAGCCACAGAGCCAGGGAAAUAGCCAGGUGCUACUGGACGCCCCCAUCCAGUUGUCAAAGAUAACAGAGAACUACGACUGUGAAACCAAACUUCCAGGACUGCUAAAGAGGGAACAGUCCUCGACAGUGAAUGCCAAGAAGCUUGAGAAGGCUGAGGCUCGACUGAAGGCAAAGCAGGAGAAGCGCUCAGAGAAGGACACACUCAAGACCAGCAACCCUCUAGUCUUGGAGGAGGCAUCAGCUAGCCAAGCAGGCAGCAGAAAGGAGAGUCGGUUGGAAUCAUCUGGAAAGAACAAAUCCUAUGAUGUGCGAAUUGAAAACUUUGAUGUCUCUUUUGGCGAUAGGGUACUGCUGGCUGGAGCGGAUGUGAACCUGGCGUGGGGCCGCCGUUAUGGGCUGGUGGGACGGAAUGGGCUGGGAAAGACAACACUGCUGAAGAUGCUGGCCACUCGGAGCCUGCGGGUUCCAGCCCACAUUUCCCUGCUGCAUGUAGAGCAGGAGGUUGCUGGAGAUGACACCCCUGCCCUUCAGAGUGUGCUGGAGAGUGACAGUGUGCGAGAGGGCCUGCUGCUACGGGAGCGGGAACUCAGUGCCCAGAUUGCUGCUGGCAGGGUGGAGGGCUCUGAAGCUGCACAGCUGGCAGAAAUCUAUGCCAAACUUGAGGAGAUUGAAGCUGACAAGGCACCUGCCAGGGCUUCAGUCAUACUUGCUGGGCUUGGCUUUACCUCUAAAAUGCAGCAGCAGCCCACUCGGGAAUUCUCAGGUGGCUGGAGGAUGAGGCUGGCCCUGGCCCGGGCUCUCUUUGCUAGACCAGAUCUUCUGCUAUUAGAUGAACCCACAAACAUGCUGGAUGUAAGGGCCAUCCUGUGGCUGGAGAAUUACCUGCAGGUGAGUGCCACAGACACUGGGGGUUGGGGAAAGUCUGCCUCCAAGAUACUGGGGGCCUGGGACCUGACUGCCUCCCCCAACUGGGCAUGCCAUCCUGUGACCCCCCAGACAUGGCCCUCCACAAUCCUAGUCGUCUCCCACGACCGCAACUUCCUGAAUGCCAUCGCCACAGACAUCAUCCACUUGCACAGCCAGCGGCUAGACGGUUACCGAGGAGACUUUGAAACCUUCAUCAAGAGCAAGCAGGAGCGGCUGCUCAACCAGCAACGUGAAUAUGAGGCACAGCAGCAGUAUCGCCAACACAUCCAGGUUUUCAUUGACCGGUUUCGCUACAACGCCAAUAGGGCCUCUCAAGUGCAGAGUAAACUCAAGAUGCUGGAGAAGCUACCAGAAUUGAAACCCGUGGACAAGGAAUCAGAAGUUGUGAUGAAGUUUCCUGAUGGGUUUGAGAAGUUCUCACCGCCAAUUCUGCAGUUAGAUGAGGUGGAUUUCUACUAUGAUCCUAAACAUGUCAUCUUCAGUCGUCUUUCCGUCUCUGCUGAUCUUGAGUCCCGCAUCUGUGUGGUUGGGGAGAACGGAGCAGGGAAGUCUACCAUGUUAAAGUUACUUAUGGGUGACCUGGCACCCAUUCGAGGCAUCAGACAUGCUCACAGGAAUCUGAAGAUUGGCUAUUUCAGCCAGCACCACGUAGAGCAACUGGACCUGAAUGUCAGUGCUGUGGAAUUGCUGGCACGCAAGUUUCCUGGGAGGCCCGAGGAGGAGUAUCGGCACCAGCUGGGCCGGUAUGGCAUCUCUGGAGAGCUGGCCAUGCGUCCUGUUGCCAGCUUGUCUGGAGGCCAAAAGAGCCGAGUGGCCUUUGCUCAGAUGACCAUGCCCUGCCCCAACUUCUACAUUCUGGAUGAGCCCACAAACCACCUGGACAUGGAGACGAUCGAGGCUCUGGGCCGUGCCCUCAACAGUUUCAGGGGGGGUGUGAUUCUGGUGUCCCACGACGAGCGCUUCAUCAGGCUGGUAUGCCGGGAGCUGUGGGUGUGCGAAGGAGGCAGCGUCACCCGGGUGGAAGGAGGCUUUGAUCAGUACCGUGCCCUCCUCCAGGAACAGUUCCGCCGCGAGGGCUUCCUCUAGGGCCACCAGGCUGAGGACUUGCCCAGGACAUGGACUGGUCUCUCAGACCCCUCGGCCACCCACUCCAGGCUGUGGACUUCCCCCCACUUGGAGACAGCCUUAUUCCCAAAUGUCUCUCUUCUUUCGACUGGAGCCUCCUCUGCACAACCUGGGGAUACCCGUCCAAGGACCUGUGUGGACUGGUCUCCCAGGGAAUGAGUCGGGGAUACCCUCUGGGGUUACAGAUGCCCCCACUGCCCCAGCUCUGACUGGGCCCCAAGUGGCUGCUAUGUAAAUUAAAUCUCCCCUGCCUCCUCUCUGCUGCUUCCUGGACAUGACCACAGUGGUGCUUACUGUUGAGGGGUAUGGGCUCUCUGAUUGGCAGUUUCCUGUGACACUUGUAUUGCAUAAGGGACACAGUGGCAGCACCAGCCUUGCCCCAGGGAGAGACAUCAUCAAGGCCAUGGGACAUGGGGGUCAUCUGCCUGACCCUGGGGUGGGCUGAGCCGAUGGAACGAAGGGCAUUGUAUUGGCAUCACUGUGGUGUGGUUACCCCUCACCUGGGCUCAGCCCCACUGAAGGAGUCUUAGGCUUUGCUGUCUCAGCCCCCACUGCCUCAAACAUGGCCAACUGCUUUCUCCAGUGGUUUCUGUCUCCAUCUUGCCCUGCUUCUCUGAUCUGGACCCGCAGAGCUGAAGAGAAACCAUCUUUGUCCUUAGUUUGCUUGGGUGAUUUCAUGUUUGUUGUUUUUCCUCAAACCAUGUAGGAGGGGCCUGAAAAGUGGGGAAUUUAGGACAGGAUCCAUCAGGAAGAAAUAGAACAGUUUGUUUUAAGCAAUCUUUAAGAGGAGAGAGAAGUUUAACAGAGGUAGUAUGAUUAUAAAUAUUAUUUCUGAAAGAUGUAAUUGUUACUUAGAAGACAUUAAAUGGAGACCUUGGAGCUGGGA
Molecule: messenger RNA, 3331 nt
Organism: Carlito syrichta (Philippine tarsier)
Lineage: Eukaryota; Metazoa; Chordata; Mammalia; Primates; Tarsiidae
Gene: ABCF3
Product: ATP binding cassette subfamily F member 3
Exons: 20
Coding region: 169-2406 (745 amino acids)
Molecular function (GO): ATP binding; ATP hydrolysis activity
Source: RefSeq, a predicted model, not a curated record